AUGUUUGCCCCUCGUCGGCGACAGCAGGAGCGAACCAUGGGCAACUCGUCCAGCGCCGACGCACACGCGCAGGACGGCGUGACCAACCUGUCGGGCCACGACAAGCACGUCAUCAGGGACACGUGGCUGUCCUUCAAGAAGCAGCUGCGCACGGGCAGCGUCACCAUCUUGGUGGUGCUCUUCAUGCGCCACCCGGAGUACCAGCAGCUGUUCACGGCGUUCGCCGACGAACCCAUCGGCGAUCUGGCCAAGAACCCGCGCAUGCUGGCGCACGCGCUCACCUUCGCGUACGCCAUCACCGCCAUCGUCGACAGCUUGGAAGAUCCGCAGACCGCGAAAGAGAUCGUGCGCAAGGUGGCCAUUUCGCACGCGAACCGCGGCCCCGACAUGAAGACGGCCUUCGAGCACAUGGGCACCGCGGUCGUGGACACGCUUGUGGAGAAGCUGGGCUCCGCCAUGACGCCCACAGCGAUCGCUGCCUGGAAGCAGCUGUUCGCCUUCAUCGUCGACGUCAGCGUGAAGACGUUCGAGGAAAUUCGAAGACGCGACGACCAGGGACACCAACCAUCGUCGUCGGUGUCCAAGGCGUCUCCCACGUCCGCCGAAGUCUCGAAGCCCACGAGUCCAGAUCCAGCAGCGAAGACACAGGUCAGCAAGUACGCGGACUCCUACGAGCCCGAUGGCCCGGAUUGCGGAGAUCCCUUCUGCAUUUUGGAGCACAUGUUCUGGCGGUGUCUCUCGGCACAACGGUCACCUCAUCAUGGAAGGAGAGUAGGAGGAGGCGCUCAAGAGAUCCGACUUCGCAGCUUUGCUACUGGCCGUUUAAUGGGCCCGCGACGCGGCGAUCAGGCAUGCCCUGCCCGUCCCGACGUGGGAGCUGCCCGCGGCGGCUGCCCCCAGUGA
Messenger RNA from Rhipicephalus microplus (southern cattle tick), 903 nucleotides. Its product is annotated as globin-2 A chain. The record is from RefSeq and is a predicted model, not a curated record. Lineage: Eukaryota; Metazoa; Arthropoda; Arachnida; Ixodida; Ixodidae. Gene Ontology annotation, cellular component: extracellular region; hemoglobin complex. Gene Ontology annotation, molecular function: oxygen binding; heme binding. Gene Ontology annotation, biological process: oxygen transport.